AUGGGCAUCUCUUUCUCGAUUCCUUGUGAUCCGUGUAUAAACAAAAUCUCUAACUGGCUUGACGAGAAAGUAGGUUAUAUACAUAAUCUCAAGAAGAAUCUCACGGCUCUGGUGACAUCCAUGGAAGAGCUCAAGGCUAAGCGUGAUGAUUUGUCAAGAAUGGUCACAAGAGAGGAGGAUAGAGGUCUACAAAGGCUUUCAGGAUUCCAAGUAUGGCUUAAUAGAGUUGCGACUAUGGAAAACAGAGUCAGUGAUCUUCUUAUUGCUAGAACUGUUGAGCUUCAAAGGCUGUGCCUUUGUGGGUUUUGCUCUAAGAGUUUAAGAUCGAGUUAUCGUUAUGGGAAAAAUGUUUUCUUGACGUUAAGGGAGGCGGAGAAACUCAAAAGUAGAGAAUUUGAAGUGAUUGUUGAGCAAGCUCAAACAUCUGAAGUGGAUGAAAGACAACUUCAACCGAUAAUUGUUGGUCAAGAAACAAUGCUGGAAAAGGCAUGGAAUCAUCUCAUGGAAGAAGGAGUUGGUGUCAUGGGUAUGUAUGGUAUGGGCGGAGUGGGAAAAACAACGCUUCUCACACAACUCUACAAUAAGUUCAGUGAAGAAAGGCGGGGAUUCGAUUUUGUGAUUUGGGUUGUGGUGUCCAAAGAGUUGCAUGUAGAGAAGAUUCAACGUGAAAUCACUCAGAAAAUUGGUCUUGGUGGUGGAGAAGAGUGGGAGAAAAAGGAUAAAAAUCAAAAAGCCGAUGUUAUAUACAAUUUCUUUAGGAAAAAGAGAUUUUUGUUGUUUUUAGAUGACUUAUGGGAGAAGGUGAACUUAGCUGAGAUCGGAAUUCCGUUUCCAAUAGCAAAAAACCGAUGUAAAGUGGCAUUUACCACUCGUUCUCAGGAUGUAUGCUCGCGCAUGGGGGUUGAAGACCCAAUGGAAGUCCAAUGCCUAGCAGACAACGACGCGUUUGAUUUGUUUCAAAAGAAGGUUGGACAAAUAACACUAGGAAGCGAUCCAGAGAUCCUCAGCCUUGCAAAAGUCGUUGCUAGAAAGUGUCGUGGCCUUCCAUUGGCGCUCAAUGUCAUAGGUGAAACCAUGUCAUGCAAGAGGACCAUACAAGAAUGGCAUCACGCGGUAGAUGUUUUGACUUCAUACGCUAUUGAGUUUUCUGGCAUGGAAGAUCAGAUCCUCCCGCUUUUGAAAUAUAGCUACGAUAAUAUGAAGGAGAAGCAUGUCAAGUCGUGUUUGCUAUAUUGCGCUUUAUUUCCAGAAGAUUAUAGAAUUUCUAAAGAAACACUAAUAGACUACUGGAUAUGCGAAGGGAUCAUAGACGGAAGUGAUGGUAUCGAAAGGGCUGAGAACAAGGGUUAUGAGGUUAUUGGUAGUCUUGUUCGUGCAUCAUUGUUGAUGGAGGAGGUUGAACCGGAUGAAACAAAAAGGGUGUGUAUGCAUGAUGUUGUUCGUGAAAUGGCGUUAUGGAUUGCAUCUCACUUGGGGAAAGAAAAAGAGGCUUUCAUUGCUUGUGCAGGUGUUGGGUUAUAUAAAAUGCCAAAGGUGAAGAAUUGGAACGGUGUGAGAAGGAUUUCAUUGAUGAAUAACAGGAUUAACCAUCUCGCUGGCAGUCCUGAAUGUCUCCAACUCACAACUUUGCUAUUGCAAAACGGGAAUUUGGAAAGUAUCUCAAGUGAAUUCUUAAAGUCCAUGCCAAAGCUAGCUGUUUUGGAUCUAUCAGGUAAUCAUAUGCUCCGUGAAUUGCCUGAAGGAAUAUCAGAUUUGGUUUCUUUGCAAUAUCUCAACCUGUCAGGUACUGGUAUAAGUAAUUUGCCUCUGGGAAUGCAACAGUUGAAAAAACUAAUUCACUUGGAUUUGGAGAAUACACCGAACUUGGGGAGUAUCGCUCGGAUACUAAAGGUGCCUAAUUUGAAAGUUCUGAAACUAUAUGGUUUCAGAUUGUCAUUGGCUCUGUGCGGAGUGGAAGUGUUGGAAACAUUGGAAUAUUUGGAAAUUUUCAGCACAGGAAUCAAUCAUCGUGGAGGUCUAAAGAUUUUGGGAUCUGAUAGGUUGAUGAGUUGUACACGAUCUCUAAAGAUCAGGACUACGCAUCUGGAAUCAAAUGGACUAUCACUUCCGGUAACUAUGGACAAGCUUCGUUAUUUCAGCAUUCAUGACUGCGCUAUCCCUGAGAUAAAGACGGGAAGGAUAUGCAACAAAAGCAAGACGGUUUCUCCCCUACACAAUCCGAGAGAGCCAUGCUUCUUGAGCCUAUCCAAAGUGAAAAUAAAUAGUUGCAGAUGCUUGAGGGAGCUGACGUUGCUGAUGUUUGUUCCAAAUCUUAAAGAUCUUGACGUUGGAAAUGCAGAUCAACUUGAAGAUAUAAUAAGCAAAGAGAAAACUUGUGAAGGUGAAGAAACAGGGAUUGUUCCUUUUGCAAAGCUGGUUUUUCUCAAGUUUGAGUGUCUACUUGAGCUAAAGAAUAUCUAUUGGAGUCCUCUACCCUUUCCAUGUCUAAAGCAACUCAGUGUCUUCAGAUGUCCAAAUCUGAAAAAAAUUCCACUGGAUUCUCAAAGUGGCAUGCAUGGUGGAAACGGACUCGUCGUAAAGUACAAAGAGAAUAGUUGGAUUGAAGGUGUGGAAUGGGAGGACGAAGCUACCAAAACUCGCUUUGUAUCUUCUUGCGAACUGGUAUAA
This is a messenger RNA of Microthlaspi erraticum, 2667 nucleotides long. Lineage: Eukaryota; Viridiplantae; Streptophyta; Magnoliopsida; Brassicales; Brassicaceae. The record is from the annotation of a GenBank genome assembly.